This is a messenger RNA of Papilio machaon (common yellow swallowtail), 1308 nucleotides long. Its product is annotated as carboxypeptidase B. The record is from RefSeq and is a predicted model, not a curated record. Bases 4 to 1272 code for a protein of 422 amino acids. NCBI's taxonomy places the organism in Eukaryota, Metazoa, Arthropoda, Insecta, Lepidoptera, Papilionidae. Gene Ontology annotation, molecular function: metallocarboxypeptidase activity; zinc ion binding. Gene Ontology annotation, biological process: proteolysis. The transcript has 6 exons.
GCAAUGUACACAUUAAUAGCAAUGAAGGUCUUGACGCUGGUUUUGCUACUCGCUGUGGCCUACGCCAAACAUGAACAAUAUCAAGGAUGGAAAUCUUACUGUGUGAGACCAUCCGAUCAAGGGCAACUGAGGUCUUUGACGUCUAUGGUCCAGAAGUACAGGCUGGACUUCAUCAGCAAAGCAAGUGUCGGCCGUAAUGCUGUAGUGCUAGUGAAGCCGCAAUAUAAUGACUUAUUCUUGAAGGAACUAGCUGAUCAGAAUAUUGCCUACACUGUUCACAUCAACGAUGUUAAAGCACAAUUGGACAUUGAUGAUGAUCUGCUAGAAGCGGGAAAAAACCGUCUUGCGGAAGACGUUUCAAUUUUCGAUAGAUAUCUGGAACUUGAAGAGAUCGAUGCCUAUCUUACUGACAUAGCAAAUAAAUAUCCAGAUUUAGUGACACUACAGAAUGGUACAACAUUUGAAGGUCGUGCGAUUUAUCUCAUGAAGAUCUCGAAACCAAGUGAUGAUGAUAAAGAGAAACCUAUCAUCAUCGUCGAUGCAGGUAUCCAUAGCCGAGAAUGGAUUGGUCCACCCGCAGCCUUGUAUGCGAUCAGCAAGUUGGUUGACGAAACUAUUGACAAUGAUUUACUUGAAGAUCUCGACUGGGUCAUCCUACCUAUGCUCAAUCCCGAUGGAUAUAAAUACACAAGAACUACUGAUCCCUUGUGGCUGAAGACUCGAUCUACAGAUAAUCAUGUCAACAGCGUCGAGUGCCCUGGCGCAGACGCUAAUAGCAAUUUUGACUUUUAUUGGAACUUAUACGGCACCAGCUCGGACCCGUGCGACAACAACUACCCCGGUAGCAAACCAUUCUCAGAAAUAGAAGUUCAAUUCGGACAAGGAAACCUUGCUUCUCUACACAGCUACGGCAGCCAGAUCCUUUACCCCUGGGGCCAUGAUGGUACACUGUCCCAACAAGCUUUCGCUCUCCAAACUGUUGGUGUGACUAUUGCGAAUGCAAUCUAUGAAAAUGCACAACCUAAUUACCCUCGGUACAUUGUUGGUAAUUCUGCUUUGGUCACUGGACAACAAACUUCUGGUAGUACCGUCGAUUUUCUUCAUUACAACGGCGUGCCUUUAUCCUACAAUUUAGUACUCCCUGGAGUUUUGGAUAAUACCAAAGGCUUUAAUCCCGACCCUAAAGAAAUUGAACAGAUCGCAAAAGAAACCUGGGCAGGUAUUGUCGCUGGUGCCAGAAGAGCCAGAGAUUUGUUUGGAGAUUGGAAUUAGCAAUCUAAUAUGAUUUCUGCAGUAAAAAGUAAUUAU